Ricinus communis (castor bean) is the source of this 4024-nucleotide messenger RNA. RefSeq names its product protein CROWDED NUCLEI 4. Gene Ontology annotation, biological process: nucleus organization. Gene Ontology annotation, cellular component: nucleus. NCBI's taxonomy places the organism in Eukaryota, Viridiplantae, Streptophyta, Magnoliopsida, Malpighiales, Euphorbiaceae. The record is from RefSeq and is a predicted model, not a curated record. The coding region runs from base 217 to 3405 and encodes 1062 amino acids. The transcript is spliced from 8 exons.
UCGAGUCUCCACUAUUUCCUCUCUCUCAGUAAAAGCAACACAAAAAAGAGAAGUACUAUUCAACGCCAGGUCUGUUUCUCAGUCACUCUCUCUCUCUACUCUUCCCUUUCUUGAAAGAAAAAAGAAGAAAAUACAGACAGAGGGAUAAAGUGAGUGAAAGCGCGAGAAAUACUGGAAAAAAAAGAGUGGUAGAUCGUUUAAUUUUAGGGUUUUAAAAUGGCGAGCCCGAUUACUCCAGGUAGUGUUAGGGGUCUAUCAAUAACGCCAGGAGCUAGGGUUUGGAAGACACCUCUUAGUGACGAGACAAUUUGGAAGCGGCUUAAAGAGGCUGGUUUUGAUGAAGAAUCUAUUAAAAGAAGAGAUAAGGUUGCUCUUAUUUCAUAUAUCGUUAAACUUGAAUCCGAGAUCUAUGAUCUUCAACACCACAUGGGUCUUCUCAUAUUGGAAAGAAAAGAGUUGGCUUCAAACUGUGAGCAAAUCAAAACAUCUGCUGAAACAACUGAACUGAAGCAUAAGCGUGAUCAAGCUGCCCACUUGUCUGCUUUAGCUGAAGCAAGGAAAAGAGAAGAGAGCUUGAAGAAGGCUUUGGGAGUUGAGAAAGAGUGUAUAGCAAGUAUCGAGAAGGCCUUACAUGAGAUGCGUGCUGAAUCUGCUGAAAUUAAGGUUGCAGCUGAUUGCAAAGUGGCUGAAGCACACAGUAUGGUGGAAGAUGCUCAGAAAAAGUACACAGAUGCUGAAGCAAAACUGCAUGCUGCAGAAGCUUUACAAGCAGAAGCUACCCAGUAUCGCCGAGCUGCAGAAAGAAAGCUCCAGGAAGCUCAAGCUCGGGAAGAUGAUCUUAGCAGGCGUAUCAGCACUUUCAGAGCUGAUUGUGAUGCAAAAGAGAAAGAGAUUGAUCUCGAGAGGCAAACCUUGAGCGAGAGAAGAAAACUUCUGCAACAGGAACAUGAAAGAGUACUUGAUGGACAAGCUUUGCUGAAUCAGAGGGAGGAUUACAUUGCUAGCAAGUCUCAAGAGUUAGAUUGUCUGGAAAAGGAGUUAGAGGCCUCAAAAGGAAGUGUUCAGGAGGAACUUAGAGCCUUGAAUGACGAGAAAUCCAAGUUGGGGGUGACAGUCGCUUCCUUGUCUCAAAGAGAACAGGCAGUUGUUGAGAGGGAAGCUCUGCUAAACAAGAGAGAACAAGAUCUGCUUAUUAUGCAAGAAAAAUUGGCAAGCAAGGAAUCUGUCGAGAUUCAGAAAGUUAUUGCCAAUCAUGAGACUCUUCUAAGAACAAGGAAGUUAGAGUUUGAAGCUGAGUUGGAGAUGAACCGCAAACUGGCAGAAGAUGAAAUUGAGGCUAAGAGACGAGCUUGGGAAUUGAGGGAGGUGGAUCUUAGUCAACGAGAGGAAUUAUUGAAUGAAAAGGAACAUGACUUAGAGGUGAAGUCAAGAGUGUUGGCUGAUUUGGAGAAGGAUGUGACAGAAAAAGUGAAUUUUCUUGAUGAGAAGGAAAGAUGCCUUAAUGCUGCUGAAAAGGAGAAUGAAUUGAGGAGAGCCCUUCUUGAUCAACAAAAAAAUGAAAUUAACAAAAUGAAGUUAGACAUAGAGAAGUCUUUGAACAGUUUAGAGAAUGAAAAGAAGCAAGUUGAUUGUGCGAAAGAGAAACUGGAAACUAUGAAAAAUGAAACAAAUGAGCUUGCUGUUUUGGAGACAAAACUUAAAGAAGAGGUUGAUAUGCUUAGGGCCCAAAAGGUGGAACUUAUGGCCGAAGAAGAUAGAUUGAAAGUUGAGAAGGCAAAAUUUGAAGCUGAGUGGGAGCUGAUUGAUGAAAAAAGAGAGGAACUGCGGAUAGAAGCUGAGCGUGUAGCUGAAGAGAGACAAUCUGUCUGCAGGCUACUUAAAGAUGGGCGAGAUAGCCUAAGAGUAGAGAAGGAAACAAUUCGAGAACAGCAUAAGCAUGAUGUUGAGUUACUAAACCAUGAGCGAGAGGAGUUCAUGAACAAGAUGGUGCAAGAGCGUUCUGAGUGGUUCAACAAAAUUCAAAAGGAGCAUGCCGACUUCCUAUUGGGCAUUGAGAUGCAGAAGAGAGAGCUGGAGAACAGUAUUGAGAAGAGGCGUGAAGAGAUAGAAUGUUAUUUAAGGGACCAAGAGAAAGCCUUUGAGCUAGAAAAGAAAAAUGAGCUUGAACAUAUUAGCUCUCUUAGGGAGAAAGCAGCCAAAGAGUUGGAACAGGCUGCUUUAGAAAUGAAGAAGCUCGACUCCGAGAGGAUGGAGAUAAAUUUGGAUCGUGAUCGAAGAGAUAUAGAAUGGGCUGUGCUGAAUAAAUCCAUUGAGGAACUUAAGGGUCAAACUCAGAAAUUAGAAAAACAGAGGGAACUAUUGCAUGCAGAAAGAGAGGAGGUUUGCGCUCAGAUUGAACACCUGAAAAAGUUGGAAGAUUUGAAGCUUAUGUUGGAUAACAUGGAAUUGGCUAAGAUGCAACAGUCCAACAUGGAGUCUAGCCAGAAGAAAAUAUCUGCAAUAAGAGAUUUGAGGCAGGAGUCCACUGUUAAAAAUGCUGAUAAGAUUUCAUACAAAAGAGUAGAGAAUGGUAACAGCGGAGAUGUUCUUGAUUCUCCAUCUAUGCAAAAACUGGAUGUUAGUCCAUCGCCUGGGUCUGCUCGUUUCUCUUGGAUCAAGCGUUGCACUGAACUGAUAUUCAAAGGUUCACCUGAAAAGCCUUUAUUGAAGAGUGAAGAAGAGUCUUUAAUAUCAAACCAUGAAAAUGCAAGCUUGAUAUCUGCUGGAAAACUAGAUUCUUCUAAUGGAUUUUCUGAACAAGUGCUCAAGCCUGGAAGGAAACGGAGAGUUAAGAACUCUCGUCUGGAUGGCUCUGCUGAUCCAUGGCCAGAGCAAAGGCAGAACAAUAAGAGGAGGAAGCAACAAGAAGAUGCUGCUGUAAUUUUGUCCCCAGAUGCUAACAACCACAGUGUAACUUCAAACCAGGAAAAUGCACCAAAGGCUCAACAUUUAACUGAAGAAGAUUCUGAAAAUCAUGUACAAGUUGCAGAGAGAAUCAUUAAAAUUUCAGAAGUGACUUGUGAGAUAGCUCAUAUAGACAAUUUCCCAAAUCAAGAAAAGGUAGAGCAACAGUUGAUUCCUGAAGCAACAUGUGAUCAUAGUGCUGUUCAAGAUGGUGGAACAAAUGGUCAUGCAAACCAGGGAUAUGUAGAUCAUAGCUUGCAGCCAUGUGGCUUGGAAGCACCGGAAAUGUUGAAAGACCAAUUGGGAAAUGAUGGACGUGUUACCGAGCAACAACAGAUUCAUAAAGAUGCAUUGGAAACAGGUGAUCUGAUAGUGGAAGAUUCUGAUGCUGUCAAAUCUGACAACAGUGAGAAGGUUGCUAAGGAUAAUAGAAGAAGGACAAGAUCUGAGCAGAAGCUGUAGACUUGUUGCUCUUGCUUGCAGCUAUAGUUUGUCGCUUGUGUUCAUAAUCAGGCUUGCAUACCGGUACAUUCUCCUUACUUUCGGUUUUAGGACUUGCCCGUCGGAUAACAAAGUGUUAUCAAGCGGGCUAGGCUACUAAUCCUUUCCUGUCUGCGGAAGGUAGUGUUGGAAGUACUAAUUAUACUUGGUCUGAGUUGAGUUCUGAUGCAUGGUGACUUGGCUCGUGGUAUCUCCAAAUGUGCGGUUGGAUCAUGUCAAAAUGAGUGGGAAAUUUGUAAAUGCUGUGUCUAUUAUUUUGGGUUUUUGUGGGGCUAGUUUUUAAAUGUCUAGUAUGUCCUUAAGUAGGAGGUUCCAAACUUCUGUACAGGGGAAUUCUGCUGCGUCGUGUCUGGCUUGUGUGUUUUUGUGCUUGGUUAUUCUGUUAAAAGUUAGUAUGAUGCCUUGUUAAGAUUCGACUACCCCCUAAUUUGGUGCUGGGAAGCAUGGAAAUGAGAUUAGGUUUUUUUUUUUUUCUUUUUUAAUUUAAAAAGAAAAACCCUUUGGCAGUACGAAUCAGGAUUUUUUCUUGUCAUGCUGGGGGUAUGAUAGUAGUGUGAAUGCUCAAAGUAUAUUUUAAUUA